Messenger RNA from Maniola jurtina (meadow brown), 2055 nucleotides. Its product is annotated as CAAX prenyl protease 1 homolog. Bases 107 to 1435 code for a protein of 442 amino acids. Lineage: Eukaryota; Metazoa; Arthropoda; Insecta; Lepidoptera; Nymphalidae. The transcript is spliced from 2 exons. Gene Ontology annotation, molecular function: metalloendopeptidase activity. Gene Ontology annotation, cellular component: endoplasmic reticulum membrane. Gene Ontology annotation, biological process: CAAX-box protein processing. The record is from RefSeq and is a predicted model, not a curated record.
UCUGUGAUUGUCAAUGUCAAACAAAAGUGGUUGGUUGGUCGUGUGUACCGAAAUUAUUAAUUUAAUAUAAACUAACUCUUAGUUUGCCGAACUACGGUGUUUAAACAUGAUAAUCGACGAGAAUUUAUUGCUUUUCUUAAUAUUGAUAUUUUCUUGGGCAGAAUAUUUAUGGGAAUUAUAUCUUUCCCUACGGCAGUUGAAGAUAUACAAGACAAAUCAGACCAUUCCUGAAGAUUUGAAAGAUAUGCUGAAUGAAGAGUCUUUUGAGAAAGCACGACUAUAUGGUACAGACAAGUCUCAAUUUAAAAUAGUUAAAGAAUUUUACAGCAUAUCACUAACAUCUAUAAUCCUGUAUAAUAGAUGGAUAUCUGUUGCAUGGCAAAAAUCGGAAAACAUCGCAUCCAUUCUAAACAUAAACCUAGACCAAGAAAUCAUCAUAAGUUGCAUAUUCAUGACAUUUGUCACAUUAUUUAAUUUUGUUGUUAAUAUGCCAUUCACUAUCUAUGGAACAUUUGUUCUUGAAGAGAAACACGGAUUUAACAAGCAAACUGUUGGAUUCUUCAUAAAGGAUCAAAUAAAGUCACUAGUUCUUAGUCUAGUAAUAACAUUACCUAUUGUCUCUGUUGCAAUCUGUAUUAUUUUGCUUGGUGGCAACAUGUUUGUUGUUUGGCUGUGGCUCUUCACUACUGUAGCUACAAUGAUACUUUUGACUAUUUACCCAUCCGUCAUUGCACCAUUGUUUGAUAAGUUCCAGCCUCUAUCAGAUGGAUCACUUAGGAAAGGUAUAGAAAAUUUAGCAUCAAGACUCAAUUUUCCGCUAUCUCAAGUUUAUAUUGUCGAAGGAUCUAAACGAUCUGCACACAGCAAUGCAUAUUUCAGUGGAUUGUUUGGUGCUAAGAGAAUAGUUUUGUUUGACACUCUGCUUCAGAAACAUGAUGAAGUAAAAAAUGUUACCACAGGUUGCAAUGAAAAUGAGAUCUUGGGCGUCUUGGCUCACGAAUUGGGUCAUUGGAAAUGCAGUCAUAUAUACAAAUCUAUUGCUCUCACUGAAGUGAACCUGCUACUUUUAUUUUCUGCAUUUGGCUUUCUUUUCAAGAAUUCUUUAUUGUACACCACUUUGGGUUUCCCACCAGGGCAGGAACCUGUUAUUAUUGGUCUAAUAGUGGUAUUACAGCUGAUUCUUGCACCAUACAAUUCUCUGUUAUCAUUCUUUGCUACAGCUUUGUCCAGGAAAUUCGAGUUUGAGGCUGACAACUUUGCAGUGUCAUUAAAUUAUCCUACCGAAUUGAGGUCAGCACUUAUUAAGUUAGGGAAAGACAAUUUGGAUUAUCCAAUUUAUGAUAAGCUCUAUUCUGCCUGGUAUCAUUCUCAUCCAACUUUGUUACACAGAAUUGAAAAUAUAAAAUCCCAAACCACUGGUGCGAAAAUUGACUAACUUAAAAUAAGCAUAAUAAUGCAUUUAUUUUUAAACAGUACAAUAACUUUGUAGUGACUACUAUGAAGUGCAUUUAAUGCAGUAAAAUUGUAAUAUAGAUCAAAUGUAUAAUCUGAUUACAAGGAUACUUAUACUUUAUUGCACCUACACAAAUCAUUGUGGAGGAUCAUAGAUAUUUUCAAAAUAAUUUAUAGAUGAAAACUUAAUUCAAUGUAAAACAAAAGGCAACUUUAGCUAUGUUGAGUCACAAAUGGAUAUCUUUUUAUUAAUAUCUUUGUAGUCAGGUUAUCUAUUUAUGUAUUUAAAGUUUUCACACUGUAUUGAUAGUUUGUGACUCGCACAAAUGUGUCAGAUCAUAAUAUAAAAGCUGAUAGUUACAACCUUGAUAAUAAAAAUUAAGUUUACUUAAAAAUGGUAUAAAUAUCAAUAAGUACCUAUAUUUUUAAAGGCAUUUAAAAGAAAAUAUUUUAUACCAAAUGAAUUUUUAUUUUUUUAGUUACCUAGCAGUAUGCUGUCUUUAUCAGAUAAGUUUGUUACCCAAUAUAAUAAGUAUAACAUAAAUGUAAAAACUAUGGUUGUCAAUCACUUGUAUAAGAAUAAAACUUCUGCAUCAUGAUGUC